AUGAAAUUCAGUCCAAUUCCUAUGCCUUGGAGUGCACACAGAAGUGAUGAUUAUGGCUACACAAUAAUGAGUGUAGUCAAUCAAACACAUUUGCAUUUCCAACAAUUAUCAAUUGACAAAAACGAACAAAUUAUUGACGAAGUUUGGGUUUCAAAAGAUAUCGGUCAUUUACACAAUGACAAAUUAAGGUAACAUACACACACAUCAAAUGACUACAAAAUACAUUGUUCAUUUUACAGAGAACAACAAAUUGGUAAACCAUUUUAUUGAUGUGACAUCUAACAUCGCUAUGUUUUCAUGAUCAAAACUUUUGUUAAUUGCAUUUCCUUUUUUUUGAAAAAAAACUGAUCUCUCCCGCCUUCUUUUUUUUCUGAAUUUUGUUAUCUAUCCAAGCCCUAUAUUAUGUUAACUGAUAACACUGUCCUUUUUUCUCAUAAAAUUAUGUCUAACUAUGUUUUAUUGCUGUUUCUCUGCUUAAUUUAUUCAGAAUUUGCAAAUUCUUACAAAAUAUUGGUAUUUUCUCCGGCGUGUAGUACUUCACAUUUGAUAUCAAAUGCAAGAAUUGCAGAUGAAUUGGCACAAGCCGGUCAUGAUGUCGUAAGUUUACAGAUUAAAAAAAGUAAACAUCCUAGGUUUCAGACAAUAUUACAGUCACAAUGUUGGUAAACACAUAGUUUUUAUUUUUAAAAGUUGAUGCGUUGAUGAUAAAAAGAUUUCUAGCUUUCUUUCUAGCAAUAAGCUAGAAAUCAUGGUUUAUCAAAUUAUGAAAUCACGAAAAAAAAUUGAUAAGAAUAAGAAAUUGAAAAAAAAUUAAAUAUUUAAUUACUACAACUUAUGAAAAAAAUAUUUGUAUUGUUAGAUUAGACAUGCAGAGAAUGCGAGAGAUUGUGGAAAGUGAGAAGAAAUAGAGAUAGGAAGAGAUGAAUAUUUAUAUUUAUAGUAAAUAUAGUUUGAUGAUCGAAACUAUAAAAAUUUUCAGACUGUUUUGGAAAUCGAUAUGCUGAAUAUAACUUCAAUGAAAACUGCGAAAUUCGCCAAACGGAAAAUAGUUGCAGGACUCGCUAGUUCUUUACAAUUCAAAAAUAUAUUAAUGGGAUUUUCUGCUCAUGUUAUGUCAGAUCCUUCAAUUUAUGAUGAGUUCAAAGGUUUUUGGGAAUAUCAAAAUGCUUUUAAUGGUGUUUGUGAAGAAUUCAUCAAAAAUACUGAAAUUUUCGAGGAGCUCAGAAGUGAACAUUUCGAUGCGUAUUUCGGCGAACAAAUCAACAUGUGUGGAUUUGGAUAUGCUCAAGCUUUAGGAAUCAAAAGAAAAUUUCUAAUUUCAAGUUGUCCAAUGAAUGGCGCAAAUUAUGAUUUGGUCGGUUUACCGAUGGCUUUAGGUGAUCUUCCAAUUGGAUCCGAUUUGAGUGAAAAUCCAACAUAUUUCGAAAGAGCUCGAAAUGCGCUUAAUGCAGUUAUUCAACUUCUAGAAUACAGAGUUUUGAAUAUGUAUCUGACAGAUAUUUUCCGAGCACAAUUUGGGUGAGUUCUGUAUGAUUUUCUGAUUUAUCCUAACAUUGUUUUUAUAGGGAGAAUUUCCCAAAUACUCUGGAUAUUGUUCGAGAAUCUGAUUUUACUUUUGUUGCGACCGAUGAAGUUAUCGACUUUUCAUCUCCAACUUUACAAAAUGUGAUUCAUGUUGGAGGAUUGGGAAUCCACAACGUCGAAGCAAAACUUCCAGAGGUAAGUAUCAUUAUUGUAUUUUGAAUGAUCUCAUAAAUAAUUUCCAGCCAUAUGCCAGUGAGAUGGAAAAAGGUAAAAAUGGCGUAAUCUAUUUCUCAUUGGGAACAAUUGCAAAUACAAGUAGACUUCCAAAUCAAGUUCUCGAAUCAUUUCUCGAAAUAGUUCAACGUUUCCCAGAUUAUCAUUUCCUAAUUCGAGCGGAUAAAUAUGAUCUGAACACUGUCGAAAAGGCUAAAAAUAUUAAAAAUGUGAGGGUUUCUGAUUGGCUUCCUCAACCAGCAAUCUUACGUGAGUUUUGGUGAAGAAUAAAUAAGAAAAGAAUAUAAUUUUUUAAGAGCACCCACGUUUAAAGUUGUUUAUCACCCACGCUGGUUAUAAUAGUAUUAUGGAAUCUGCGAGAACUGGAGUUCCUCUAAUUACAAUUCCAUUCAUGUUUGAUCAAAACUUGUGAGUGCUGAAAAUAAUUGUGUGAUAACAAUCUUGAUUAUAUUCUAGAAAUAGUCGAGCAAUUGAGAAAAAAGGUUGGGGAAUUCGUCGCACCAAAAAUCAACUUCUUUCGAAUCCACAAGCAAUUGAAGAAGCUAUCAGAGAGAUUCUCAACAACCCCAAAUACACCGAAAAUGCUCAUCGAAUUCGUGAUCUUAUCAAAUCAAAACCUCAAAGUUCUAGUGAAAGAUUUUUGAAAACAGUUGAUUGGGUUAUUAGUAAUAAUGGAGUGCCGGAGCUACUUUUUGAUGGAAGAAAUACAAACACAAUAAUUUAUUAUAAUUUAGAUAUUCUCAUCCCUAUUUUUGUUUUGAUCACCUACUUUAUCAUUCCAACAUUAGUCAGCUGGUAUAUUUGGAGUUGUUUUGGUCAUUUGAAAAAUAAGCAAAAGUUAGAAUAA
This is a messenger RNA of Caenorhabditis angaria, 2605 nucleotides long. Lineage: Eukaryota; Metazoa; Nematoda; Chromadorea; Rhabditida; Rhabditidae. The record is from the annotation of a GenBank genome assembly.